AUGAGUUAUAAUUACGGUCAACAAAACCCGUACGCGCAGCAGAACACAGGGUACAACAACGACCAAUAUGGCCCGUCUAAUUAUCAGGGCCAGGGCCAGCAAAGUGGCAACGGAGGGUACGAAAUGGCACCACUCAAUGGACAGCCGUACCAGCAGGCUACAAACCCUCAGGUUUUCUUCGGCAGAAUCGCCGAACUCCGACAGAUGGAUGAGGACAUCAACAGCAGAAUCUCCGAUCUCGAGAGGCUCCAGAGUGAAUCCCUAGGCCAUGUCGAUGAGUCUUCGUCGGCCGAGGCAACGCGCCAUAUCGAUGCUCUCGUGGCUGAAAUCUCCACAAUGAACCGAGCCAUGGCCGGCAAGAUCCGUCAACUUAAGACCGAAGCUCUCCACGACCAGGAUAAGGCGAACCAGGUCGGCCCUCUUGAGAGGAAAUUCAAGCAGACCUUGACCAACUACCAACAGAUCGAAGUCGCCUACCAGAAGAGGUCGAGGGAACUACUUGUUCGACAAUAUAGGAUUGCCAAUCCAAACGCUACCGAGGAUCAGAUCAGAGACAUCCAGGAGGCCGACCCCAAUGCACAGAUCUUUACUCAAGCUACUAUGCAGGGUAACCGAACAGGUGCUGCCAGAUCCGCUCUUGCCGAAGUCCGCAGCCGACACAAUGAUAUCCAGAAGAUCGAGAAGACCAUGGUUGAACUCGCCCAACUCUUCGAGGAUAUGAACAGGCUUGUUGAAGAACAAGGCGAAGUAGUUAAAGAGAUUGAGGAUCACGGUGUCAGGGCGGAGGAAGACACCCGACAAGCAGUUGUGCAGCUCGACACUGCUAUCAAAUCGGCGGAAGGUGCCCGUAGGAAGAAGUGGUGGUGCUUGCUCCUCGUUCUCAUUAUCAUUAUCAUCAUCGUCAUCAUCGUUGUUGCUGUAACACAGCCAUGGAAGAAAUCGUAA
Messenger RNA from Orbilia oligospora ATCC 24927, 945 nucleotides. RefSeq lists its product as uncharacterized. Gene Ontology annotation, biological process: intracellular protein transport; vesicle fusion; exocytosis. The transcript is spliced from 6 exons. Gene Ontology annotation, cellular component: endomembrane system; plasma membrane; SNARE complex. The record is from RefSeq and is a predicted model, not a curated record. Bases 1 to 945 code for a protein of 314 amino acids. Gene Ontology annotation, molecular function: SNARE binding; SNAP receptor activity. Lineage: Eukaryota; Fungi; Ascomycota; Orbiliomycetes; Orbiliales; Orbiliaceae.